Ostertagia ostertagi is the source of this 210-nucleotide messenger RNA. The record is from the annotation of a GenBank genome assembly. Lineage: Eukaryota; Metazoa; Nematoda; Chromadorea; Rhabditida; Trichostrongylidae.
GUUCUAUCAUCUCGAUACCUGCUUUUGCCCACUGAAUGACGAACUCGCGCUGUGGUAUCCGAAAGCGUUUGAUCCAGUCUGUCAGCAUAAUUUGGCUAACUACGUUGAAUUGUUACCGGUUCAUGAGAACGAAGCGAAACAGUUUGCCUGCAAUGCCGUUGUCAUCGGUAAGAACGUGAUAAUGAACGAAGGAAGUGAACGAGUAGCAGC